Messenger RNA from Fomitopsis serialis, 351 nucleotides. RefSeq lists its product as uncharacterized. The transcript has a single exon. The record is from RefSeq and is a predicted model, not a curated record. The annotation marks the transcript as partial. Lineage: Eukaryota; Fungi; Basidiomycota; Agaricomycetes; Polyporales; Fomitopsidaceae.
AAGCUCCCCGUUUGCCAGAUACCCCGCGAUGUUAAGACACGCUGGAACUCAACGUACAAGAUGUCGAAGUUUGCUCUUGAAUACCGCAGCACCAUUGACGCGAUCACCGCUGACAAGUCCCUGAAGCUGCGGAAGUACGAACUAGACAAAGAAGAAUGGCUGAUUGUCGAGGAGCUGAAUGUGAUACUUAAGGUAAACAAUUUGGCUUCAAUGUGUAAGUGUUCUGCAAUCAUCUCGUAUACUCCACUUGCUGGAGAGGGCCAUGGCUGGCAGUACGAUCCCAUUGGUUUAGACACAUUGAGGCGUGAAGAAUUCAUUAUUUCCCAUUUUCACUGUCUAGUUGCUGUCUGA